This is a messenger RNA of Physeter macrocephalus (sperm whale), 1916 nucleotides long. RefSeq names its product paired box 7 (gene PAX7). Gene Ontology annotation, biological process: regulation of transcription by RNA polymerase II; anatomical structure development. The coding region runs from base 81 to 1658 and encodes 525 amino acids. Gene Ontology annotation, molecular function: DNA-binding transcription factor activity, RNA polymerase II-specific; RNA polymerase II cis-regulatory region sequence-specific DNA binding. The record is from RefSeq and is a predicted model, not a curated record. Lineage: Eukaryota; Metazoa; Chordata; Mammalia; Artiodactyla; Physeteridae. The transcript is spliced from 10 exons.
AAGAGAUCGCAGCAGGGGUAAAGGGAGCGGACGGGAAGCGAUUUUCGCCGACUCUGGAUUCGUCCCCGGCGUGCGCAAGAAUGGCGGCCCUUCCCGGCACUGUACCGAGGAUGAUGCGGCCGGCUCCCGGGCAGAACUAUCCCCGCACGGGAUUUCCUCUGGAAGUGUCCACCCCACUUGGCCAAGGCCGGGUCAAUCAGCUUGGUGGGGUCUUCAUCAACGGGCGACCCCUUCCUAACCACAUCCGCCACAAGAUAGUAGAGAUGGCCCACCAUGGCAUCCGGCCCUGUGUCAUCUCCCGCCAGCUGCGUGUCUCCCAUGGCUGCGUCUCCAAGAUUCUCUGCCGCUACCAGGAGACCGGGUCCAUCCGGCCUGGGGCCAUUGGUGGCAGCAAACCCAGACAGGUGGCGACUCCGGAUGUGGAGAAAAAGAUAGAGGAGUACAAGAGGGAAAACCCAGGCAUGUUCAGCUGGGAGAUCCGAGACCGGCUGCUGAAGGAUGGGCACUGUGACCGCAGCACCGUGCCCUCAGUGAGUUCGAUUAGCCGCGUGCUCAGAAUCAAGUUCGGGAAGAAGGAGGAGGAAGACGAAGCGGACAAGAAGGAGGACGACGGCGAGAAGAAAGCCAAGCACAGCAUCGACGGCAUCUUGGGCGACAAAGGCAACCGUCUGGAUGAGGGCUCGGACGUGGAGUCAGAACCCGACCUCCCUCUGAAACGUAAGCAGCGCCGCAGUCGGACCACGUUCACAGCCGAGCAGCUGGAGGAGCUGGAGAAGGCCUUCGAGAGGACUCACUACCCGGACAUCUACACCCGGGAGGAGCUGGCGCAGAGGACCAAGCUGACGGAGGCACGAGUGCAGGUCUGGUUCAGUAACCGCCGUGCCCGCUGGCGUAAGCAGGCAGGAGCCAACCAGCUGGCAGCAUUCAACCACCUUCUGCCAGGCGGCUUCCCGCCCACCGGCAUGCCCACGCUGCCCCCCUACCAGCUGCCAGACUCCACCUACCCCACCACCACCAUCUCCCAAGAUGGGGGCAGCACGGUGCACCGGCCCCAGCCCCUCCCACCGUCCACCAUGCACCAGGGGGGCCUGGCUGCGGCCGCUGCAGCCGCGGACACCAGCUCUGCUUACGGAGCUCGCCACAGCUUCACCAGCUACUCCGAGAGCUUCAUGAACCCGGCAGCGCCCUCCAACCACAUGAACCCUGUCAGCAACGGCCUGUCUCCUCAGAAACAGGGGAGCAGAGGAGCCCCCCACGCCUGCCGUGGCGCCGGCACUGACGGUCUCUCCCCGCAGGUGAUGAGCAUACUGAGCAACCCCAGCGCGGUGCCGCCGCAGCCCCAGGCCGACUUCUCCAUCUCUCCGCUGCACGGCGGCCUGGACUCUGCCACCUCCAUCUCGGCCAGCUGCAGCCAGCGGGCUGACUCCAUCAAGCCGGGAGACAGCCUGCCCACCUCCCAGUCCUACUGCCCGCCCACCUACAGCACCACCGGCUACAGCGUGGACCCCGUGGCUGGCUACCAGUACGGCCAGUAUGGCCAGACUGCUGUUGAUUACCUGGCCAAAAACGUGAGCCUCUCCACACAGCGUCGCAUGAAGCUCGGGGAGCACUCGGCUGUGCUGGGACUCCUGCCUGUGGAAACUGGCCAGGCCUACUAGGGCCCCUGGGGCGACUUGCCCCAGCCCAAGUCCCAGCCUAACCCUUACUGAUCCCUGAGCCUCCCAGACUCAGUCCCUUCAUUGCCCUGGGGUCCCAGGAGGCCAGGAAAGGAGCCCAUUCCCUUCUCAUGGCCAGCGCUCUGGAGACGAACAGCCCAUCCACCAUUUGCCUGUGAUUAGGGACCUGGAGUGACCCCCUUGGAGUCUACUCCCUCACUGUCCCCUCCCAGGAGGGUCUCUGGUCAGCCUGCAGUUUUC